Molecule: messenger RNA, 1135 nt
Organism: Rattus rattus (black rat)
Lineage: Eukaryota; Metazoa; Chordata; Mammalia; Rodentia; Muridae
Exons: 1
Coding region: 462-851 (129 amino acids)
Source: RefSeq, a predicted model, not a curated record
GAGGGGGAAGAUGAGGUUAAAGUUGCUGGGUCCUCCCCCGCUCCUUAGGCAGUAGAUAACUACGCACACAGGUCUGCGCCCACGAGAGAGCGCGCGUUGCGCUUGCUCUUGGCAAUUUAGCCUAAGAUCGCGAGAGAGCGGGCCUAGGUCCCCGGGAACCUUCCCUGGCGAUCUAGGGGGGUCUGGAGACUGCAGGUUUGGGUCCCCGGAAGACCACUACACCCUCCACCCUCGACGCUGUCCGGGAGGGCGCAGGCCUGCGCCUACGCGGGCUCUCCAGACUCGCUGCGCGCCCUGGGCGUGGGCGGGAAAGGGUUAAGCAAGGUGCCAGCGCGGGGCGCGGCGCGUGUGGAGGAGGGGAGCGGGGAAGAAAGUGAGAGCGGGGGCGGGGGGACCCGAGCGAAAGAACAUCCUGUGCCGCCGCCGGAUGCGAGAGGCGGGGGCGCGGGGGAGGCAGAGCGAUGCGCUCCGCCCCGCGCUCCUCCUCCCGGGCGCUGACCGCUCCCGCGCUUCUUACGGCUUCUCCUGGUCCCCACGCCUUCGCGGGUCAUGAGCUGGCCAGAGGGGCCCCUCGGCUCGAGUUCCCCGGCUGGGGUAAGCGCGGGGAGUGUGGGAUCCGCUGUGAGGAAUGGGAGCCACCCCUACCCCAUCCCCCAAAGCCUUUUCCGCUGAACACUGAUGGCGAGCUGUCCCCUGUGCAGCGCUUAGAUCCGCACCUUCUCUGGGCCAGUCCAGCUGGCUGCACUUUCAGGACCGACCCAGAAAAGCUGAUCGUGGAAUUCGACAAUCCUCACACUCCUGGGAUUAGAACCGGAAUCGGUCGGACCGCAAAGGGCUUUUACUGGGGCUAGCGAAGACACAAAAACCCUUAGUAGAUAAGGCUCCCAGGAGAGGCCUCUCGGAAGUCAAGAUGGGCGCUUGCCGAGUUCGAUACCCAGGUCGCACCAAAUGAAAGGCGAGAGCUACCGAUUUACAUAAAUUGCCCUCAGACCCCCAAACACUACCUUGGCACCUCCAAGCUUGGGAGAGCCAGGUACUGUGGCUUUAAACCCAGCACUCAGCACUCGAGGCGGAGGCGGGGAGAUCUCUAGUUGAGCCGAGCUCUUUGACUACCACAUAGACUGUCUCAAAAAAA